This is a messenger RNA of Amphibalanus amphitrite, 1542 nucleotides long. RefSeq names its product diuretic hormone receptor-like. The transcript is spliced from 11 exons. Bases 1 to 1542 code for a protein of 513 amino acids. NCBI's taxonomy places the organism in Eukaryota, Metazoa, Arthropoda, Thecostraca, Balanomorpha, Balanidae. Gene Ontology annotation, biological process: cell surface receptor signaling pathway; adenylate cyclase-modulating G protein-coupled receptor signaling pathway. Gene Ontology annotation, cellular component: plasma membrane. Gene Ontology annotation, molecular function: peptide hormone binding; G protein-coupled peptide receptor activity. The record is from RefSeq and is a predicted model, not a curated record.
AUGCUGCCGCCGCUGCCGCUGCUGUUACUGCUGGCUCUGUGUGGAUCUCCUGCCGCCGCCUUCACCACACCGCCUCCGUCGGACGGCGGGCAGCUCACUGACGAGCUGCAGCUGCCCGACGAGCUGCAGCUGUCCGAGGAGGACCUGCAGCUGCUGCAGCUCGAGCGCCGCCGGCAGUGUGACGAGCAGGGUGCCGGGCCGCCGCCGCCCAACCACUGCCGGCUCACCUGGGACGAGGCGCUCUGCUGGCCAGAGUCGCCGCCCGGCACGCUGGUGCUGCUGCCCUGCUUCAAAGAGUUCAGAGGCAUCAUCUACCCCAAGGGAGGCAACAACACGGCCAGUCGCUACUGUCACGUGAACGGCACGUGGGACGCCACGGCCAACUACUCGGACUGCAUUCCGCUGUUCAGCGAGGUGCUGCCGCCUCCGGACGAGUUCCGACGCUCCGAGUACACCUCGAUCAUCUACCUGAUCGGCUACAGCCUCAGCCUGGCCUCGCUGACUGUGGCCACCGCCAUAUUCGCCUACUGCAGGGAUCUCCGCUGCCUAAGAAAUACCAUCCACGCGAAUUUAUUCAUCACCUAUAUUCUAACCGACUCGCUGUGGAUUAUUACCUUGUCAAUGGAGCUGGGCGUGGGCCACCCCACCUUCACCUGUGUGAUCGCCGUGCUGCUCCAUUACUGCCUGGUGGCCACCUUCUUCUGGAUGUUUGUCGAAGGCCACUACCUCUAUAUGCUGGUCGUCCAAACAUUCUCAGCUGAUAAAAUUCGCACUCGUCUCUACCUAUUGGUUGGAUGGGGCGUGCCUCUGCUGGUGAUGAUCACGUGGGCGCUGGUGAAGGUGCGGACCAGUGAGCCGGCCGGUCGGCUGGCGGCGGGCGGAUCGCCGCAGCUGGAGUCGCUCAUCAGCGACACGGGCGCCGCUAACACCAUGGCCGACGGCUGGUCAGUCGCGCCGGUACUGGACGAACAGGGCGGCUACUCGACCCAGUGUCGGUGGCUCUCCUCCAGUCACUGGGACUGGAUCUACCUGGCGCCCGCCCUGCUGGUGCUCAGCUUCAACAUCAUCUUCCUCAUGCGCAUCAUGUGGGUGCUGAUCACCAAGUUGCGCUCGACCAACUCUGCCGAGACGCAGCAGUACAAGAAGGCCACCAAGGCUCUGCUGGUGCUGCUGCCGCUGCUUGGCGUCACCUACAUCCUGGUGCUGGCGCCGCCCACCGACUACGGCAUGCUGGAGACGGUGUUUGCCUACCUGCAGGCCGUCCUCAUCAGCACGCAGGGUCUGGCUGUGGCGCUGAUCUACUGUUUCUUCAACUCGGAGGUGCGCGCCUCGCUCCGCACGCACUACCGGCGCUGGAACAUGGAGCGUUCGAUGGCAGAGUUCUCCGGGAUCAGCCACAGGGGGUUUCCGUCCAGUCGGCGCCGCAGCUCGGCCACAGAGAUGACAUAUACGGUGACGGAGGCGGGGGGACAGGGCUGCGGCCGACUGCGCCGGGCCAGCGGCAACAGCCAGGCAGGCCGAGAGCAGCUGGCCACCGUCUGA